GGCAAUGUUUUGUUCUCUGUAUUUUCGCAACUAGUGUCACUUGGGAAGGAGCUUGGCUUUUCUCUUUCUUGCAGUGCGUUUGUACAGAAUAGGUCAUUAUGAUAGAGCAUCUCUUUGGCUGAGGGCAGUUACAAUACAGCCAUAGCUCGUGGCCCUCAGCACAACACCGACCGUGCAAGCGAGUCAAUUUUUCGUAGCAGUGCGCCGCGCUGUGUGUGUAGUAUUGUUGUCUCGAGUAGCUGAGCCUCGCUGCCUCCUGCGACCCUCGACUUGGCUCAAACGGAAGCUGGCGUCAGCGUUUUAGUGUUGAUUGGUCGCAAUGGCCGGUCGGAGGAUGAAGGCAGACGAGGUGAAAGCCUGGCUCAUGCUGCAGGGCCUGGUCAUUGAAGAGAAUACGGAGCACAAUCUUCACGAGCUGCUCAGGGAUGGCCUGGUGCUCUGCCAGCUAGCAAACCGCCUGAAGCCGAGAAGCGCUGCAGCGCUGAACUACAACAUAGAGAAUCGUCCAGCGUGGAACGAUAACGUGGCCACGUUCCUCGAGGCAUGUGACAAGAUCGGCGUGCAAAAGUUUGCGCCGGAAGACUUGAUCGAAGAUCGCGACAUGGAUGCAGUGCUGUCUACGAUGUCCGAGCUCGCACGCAAGGCAACAAGUAUGGGCAUGGGACCGAAGACAUCUGAUUCUUCGUCAUCCUCACCGGCCGGCCCACCCCCGGCAGCAGCUCCACUGGGUACAGGCAGUAAAGCUGCUGCACCGGCCAUGCCAGGCCUGGAGGCUGCUCCUGUCAUGGACAAGCCGUACGCAGAGAAGCCCAUCUCCUUGCUGCGUAGAAGCAUACAGAGUCUCCCACCAAAGGAUGUAUCCGGUAGUGUUGUGUCGUCGGGUCAGUUGUCCGAGCUAGCUCUCGAAGCUGGCAUGAGGAACCGCCAGACAACGAGUACAGCCUCUGAUCGGCCCGCAAUCAGCCGAUGCAAGGCUGCAUACAGUUACCGAGGCUCCAGUAUAGACGAGCUGCAAUUUCACAUUGGAGAUGUCAUUGAAGUGACCCAGAAAAUGGAAGGUGGCUGGUGGGAAGGCAGAGUGGACGACAAACUCGGUUGGUUUCCCUGUGCUUACACCAAGGAAAUGGAUAAAGAUGGUAACGUGAUUGAAGGUACGCCAUCUUACACCGAGUCGUUAGGAGAGCUGUCCACAAUGACCGUGCCGCCAAGUGAGCCAGCCUCGUAUCACAGUAUGGUCUUGCAGAAUGCUAUCAAUGUGGAGGAAGCGCAUGUCAAUGAGCUACAGGCAUUCGUGGAGAAAUACUUGCAAGCGCUAAGAUCAACAAAUAU
Messenger RNA from Sycon ciliatum, 1329 nucleotides. Its product is annotated as rho guanine nucleotide exchange factor 7-like. The record is from RefSeq and is a predicted model, not a curated record. NCBI's taxonomy places the organism in Eukaryota, Metazoa, Porifera, Calcarea, Leucosolenida, Sycettidae. Gene Ontology annotation, cellular component: cytoplasm. Gene Ontology annotation, molecular function: protein binding; guanyl-nucleotide exchange factor activity.